Molecule: messenger RNA, 866 nt
Organism: Racocetra persica
Lineage: Eukaryota; Fungi; Glomeromycota; Glomeromycetes; Diversisporales; Gigasporaceae
Source: the annotation of a GenBank genome assembly
AUGGAGCGAUACAUUUUUUUUGAUGAUGAUGCUAAGUGCUCUACAGCAAUAACCACCAACAAUACUUCUAGCACAUUUUCUAGUCAGAAUGAUAAAAUCCAAACAUGCAAUGAAAAUCUAAACAAAGCAAAAACUGAUUAUUUAAGUAUGAACAGCCCUGAAGUUUUAAAUAUAAACGUAUCUGAUACUUCAACUAUGGAUGAACUCUAUGUUGAAAAUAGUCAAGAUAAUGAAACAAUAACAGAUCAGCUUAAUAUUGAUCUUGAAGAACAUGAUGAUGAAAUAUCAGGUGGCCCAAAUAAUGAAGUUGAAAUGAUUUCUGAAAAUAUUCCCAGAGAUGUUGUGUUUGAUUCUUGGACAGAAGUUGAAAUGUUUUUUGAGGAGUAUGGAAAGCAAAAUAGAUUCACUGUGAUAAAAUAUCGUGUAGAAAAGAAUAGUUUGGGAAUGAUUCACAUGAGAACUUUCAAUUGCGAGUUUGAGGAGAAGUACCGACCUAAUAAAAAUCAGAAGGUGAAACAAAAAAACACAAAAACUAAGAAGGUUAAUUGUCAGUGGCAUGUGAAUUUCUCUUUUGAUGAUGCUAAAACUCACAUAUCGAUAACUAUAUUUGUCAACAAGCAUAAUCAUGUUAUGAAUUUUAAAACGCAAGAAUUUGGGAUCAAAUAUCGUUCUCUUUCUAAAGAUGCUCUAAAAGAAGUAGAAAUUAUGACAAGAUAUGGAAACUUGUCUAUCACGUCUCAAAGAAACAUUUUAAAGGAGCGUUUUCCCAACUUGCAAUUUCAUGAUAGUGAUUUAACUAAUAGUAUUCAAAAAUUUAAAGGAGACAAGCAUAAAACGAAUGAUGCAUCAAACCUACUUAAUACCUU